Messenger RNA from Alternaria arborescens, 759 nucleotides. RefSeq lists its product as hypothetical. The record is from RefSeq and is a predicted model, not a curated record. Lineage: Eukaryota; Fungi; Ascomycota; Dothideomycetes; Pleosporales; Pleosporaceae. The transcript is spliced from 2 exons. The coding region runs from base 1 to 759 and encodes 252 amino acids.
AUGGUAAACAAGGAACCUCUCGAUGACCGAAGAAUGCAUAUUGCGUUGACCGUCCACGACAAGGAAGGGAAACAGCUUGAAGACUUCCCUGUCAAGGUAUACAAGAUCAAGUACAGCGACGAGCUGCAGACAGAGCUGGAGCAAAAAGAAGAAGAGGAGCGCAAGAAUGAGCCGGAGGCCAAGCCGAAGCCGAGUCCAAAGAAAGCUGAGACGCCAACGCAACCGGGUGGGAGCAACCCAGGUACGCCCGUGUCACCUCCCAACGCAGCCGUCCUCAACACGCGAGACCUCACACACAAGUUUUUCGACUUCUCGUACAAGGAAUCGGCUGAAGAAGCCAAGCAGAUGGCGGUUGUGUUGUCCAAGGCUCAAGGCCUUAGGAUCCCUGUACCAGCUUCGAUCGUCACCACCAUGCGUAAGACUGGCAAGAUAGGCAUUUCUGUUUGGUAUGACUUCGAAUAUAUGAAGUUUCUAAAGAAGACUGGCCAAGAGGGACAAGACAAGAGAAUCACAUACGCGGAUCGGUUUACAAAAGAAGAACUCGAAGAGAAGCGAGAGCGCAACGAGCUCAAGAAGAAAGAGGAGGAACAAAAGAAGGAGGAGGAACAGGCGUCGAAGCGACGUAAGCUCACGCAUGCCAACCGCCGCAGACAAAGGCCCGCUUGUUUUGGCCCGAUGCCUCCAGAAAUGAAGGCGCGUAUGGACCGAGGCAGGGCCUUCGUCCUGAAGUGGAGGAAGCAGAUGGAGUCGGGCAAUUAG